Oppiella nova is the source of this 825-nucleotide messenger RNA. Lineage: Eukaryota; Metazoa; Arthropoda; Arachnida; Sarcoptiformes; Oppiidae. The record is from the annotation of a GenBank genome assembly.
AUGUCGUCGUUAUAUGUACUGACCGACCAGUUUUGGAACCGGGAGGGCGACCCCCGGGUCCGCGACUUCAUGUUGUUUACUGGGGGCCCGACACCUAUGUUGCUCGUAAUGCUGGCCUACCUACUCAUUGUCAAACUCAUUGGUCCGGCAGUUAUGAACUACCGGCGCCCCUAUGAGUUGCGGAACGUUAUGCUUGUUUAUAAUAUACUAAUGGUUGCCGUCAACGCGUAUUUUCUCUAUGAGUUCAUGAUUGUCAUCAACUUUGGUACCCGACUACUGGAGCUGAACGCACCCGACCAUAACGACUGGUCCCCAUAUACGCUGAGUUCCAUACGUGUUGUGUAUUUGUAUUAUUUGACUAAAUUUGUCGAUCUGUUGGAUACGAUCUUUUUUGUGAUGCGAAAAAAGUAUUCACAGAUAACAGUGCUGCACCUGUACCAUCAUUUUUCAGUACCAGUGUUGGGGUGGAUAGUCAUGAAAGUGGAACCACUGGUGCCGGCGAUUCUGCUAUUCUGUAUACUGAACACGACUGUCCACGUUAUCAUGUAUUCAUACUAUGCUUUGGCGGCCUUUGGACCUAACAUACAGAAAUACUUGUGGUGGAAGAGAUACAUCACACAAAUACAGUUAAUUCAAUUUGUCAUACUACUGGUGUACUGUUCGCUGACACUGCCCUUCUACAGGGGCUACCGGCCCGUAUACCUAUGGCUGGGUGGUAGUCAACCCCCUAUAUUUCUGGUCCUAUUUCUCAACUUUUAUUUUCGCUCAUAUAAUAAGUGCCGACCCGUGAAGGCCUGCGACAAACACAUGACAGACAUAACCAAA